AUGAGGCAGUUUGUAGCACAGCUCUCAUUUUCAGACUCACUGCACAUAGUGAUUCUGGCUUCCAUACUUUCUCUCAUCAUUUACUGGCUCAUCAGAGACCGUCACAGAGUUAGAAACCUGAGUGGAAAGUAUGUCUUCAUAACAGGCUGUGACACCAUACUUGGAAAUGCACUGGCCAAGUGGCUUGACAAAAGAGGAUUCUGUGUUAUUGCUGCAUGUGCCACUGAACAAGACGGCCAAGAAUUAUGGUCCUGCUCCUCACUCUCCCUGAAGACAGUGAAUCUGAACUUGGCUGACUCCAGCAGCAUCACCAGGGCUGUAGAAUUUGUGACAGAGGAAACGGCAGGCAAAGGGCUUUUUGGCUUUGUGAACGCUGCUGAAGGAACAACAUCUGCAGCACCAACUGACUGGCUGAGAAUUGAUGACUUCCACUCAGCUCUGAACGUUAAUCUACUGGGAUGGAUUGAAAUCACACUCAAACUUCUACCACUUCUGAAAAAAGCCGAGGGAAGAGUAGUCAAUCUAAUCAAUUCUAACGGCUUCAUGGCAUUUGUAGGGGGUGGCUACAACUUGUCCAAAUGGGGCAUGGAAUCUUUCUCCGACAUGUUACGGAGAGAUAUUCAGCACUUUGGAGUGAAAGUAAGCAUUAUUGGGCACAGUUUCUUCAACACAAACGUUCAUUCAGGUAUCAUGGGGAGAGACCUCUUAAGACUUUGGAACAGACUGCCUAAUGAGAUCAGAGAUUCCUAUGGAGAAAAAUACUUUUCUGAAUAUAGAAAAGCUCAAAGAUCAGUGAAAAGACUGUGCAACUCUGAUAUUUCUAAGGUCAUAAAAUGCAUGGAACAUGCCCUGCUAGCAAAGUACCCCAGGACACGAUACGGAGCUGGAUGGGAUGCAAAGUUCUUUUGGCUGCUCCUCUCCUAUGCCCCGAGCUGUUUAUCUGACAUGCUGUUUUACAUGAUGUUUCCAGUUCCAGGAGCUAGUGGGAGUUCAGUCCCUGGAGUUCUAAUCAACAUUUAGUACUAUAACCAGCAUCAACUGUAUGGAAAUAACUCUGAAUCCUGAAUCCUCUCAUAACAGUUGACAUCUCCUCUUUACAAGUUACUAGACUGCUUAAAUUUCCUUCAGAGAACACUUUCUCCUACUUAUAUGAAAUUUCAGAGUUUGUAGAUAAGACUCGUAAACCUACCAUGCUUUUUUGUAUCCAGAACUGAUACAUCUGUAAUAUCUGCAUGCAAGCAAAGUUCAGCUAUAAAUCUGGUUAAUACUACUCAUUCAAUAAAAAAUUUGUUGCAUUUCUUAUUUAAAUGAGAAUCUGUUUUUCAUGUUGACUUCACUAACAUAUACGUUUCUAGAGAAUUUGAAAAGAAAAAAAGAAAACCACUGGUCUUUCAGAAUAUCUAUGUUAUACACGUACCUUACAGAUUGUGCUUAUUCAGAUUUCUAUUUCAUGAAGCUUGGUCAUGGCCAUAUUCAGGAGUUGCUUCUGGACACGAGAUAUCAAAUCAAAUAAUAACAAAGGCCAGCUAUUGCAACAAUUUCCAAAAAUUACAAUUGCAGUAUUUGACCACAUCUAAUCACCUGACUAUUCAGCUGUGUAGAGACAAAACACAAGCUAUUUUAAAGGUAUGAAAUUACAGGAAAAAUCAAAACUAAACAGUCCUCCAUUACUAUUCAAGCAGAGCAAUACUUAUAUCUUAAUAUUUGCAUUUCAAUACCUGUUCUCAAUACCUGCAUCGUUUAUUAGGGAAUGUGAGUUCAUUUUGCCCUCAAUGUGCUUUGCAACCUAAAAAGAUUAUUAUUUCACUCAGUAGAUGGAACAGGUCACCAAUAUAUGCUACAGCCAAUUUCUUUGAAUGUACAAAGAGUAUGCUCAAAAUGAUGAAGUGGCAGCUGAAGUUGCUGUGCCUCUUGUACACUACCUUUAUCAGUCAAGCUACUGACAUGCUGGGCUUCCUGGAGAUUUGAAAAUUGGGAGGGUAAAGGUUUUAUUUGCUAAAGACCUGCUUAUUCAUGAUUAAUCAUUAAUGUGCAAUUCAAUUAAGCUUAAAAAAAUACCAUCUGCAGGUCAGAGCACCAAAUGUAAGAAAAGCAGUUUCACCACUGUGCAGUGUGUGUGUGUGCUGAGGGUGGGAGAGCAUAUACAAGAAAGGGACAGAAUGUAAAAAUGGUUCAGGCGCUACUUAAGUAUUUCACUGAGGUUCUAUUAUCUAGCAAAUGGUUUCAAGAAGAAACUUAUUUUACUUCAUACAUAGAGACAUGCUUUUUCUAACUGGCCUGACAGCUGUAGAGAAAAUGUAACAUUUUAAUUUAUCAGGCCUAUAGUGGCCAAUUAGAGAGAUGUGCUGAAAUCUCUAAUGAGCAUUCUUUCAGACAACAGAAUUCCAAACUUAAGAAUUCAGCCAGGGACUGACCUCAUGAGGGAAAAAUAAUAAAAGUGGAAAGUGAAGUUAGGAAAAGAAUCUAAAGAUUCUGUUCAGCACAGUAACCAAAACAUAUUUACAUACUCUACUGAGAUGAAAAUGCCGAGUUAAAGCAUGUGAAUCCUUUGCCAUCAAAUAUAUUAAAUAAUCAAAUUUGCAUGCCACCAGUCUCCCAAGAAUGAUUUUCUUCUACAUCUGGAAAGUAAAAAAUUUGCAGUGAAGAAAAAAAAAAAACCCUCUGAUAACACAGCUGAUGUAUAAGCAGCAGGACGUAAAUAUCGAGGAAACGCUAGCUCUUCCUUCUCUCUUUAAAAUACAUUGAGGGAUUAUUAAUCCCUUCCUUAAUAAAAGCAACCUGCCUUUAAUUGGAAUUAUUUCUCAUAGCUCUUCUCUAGUACAUUGUGUUCCAGAUUCUAAAUGAAUUUUCUACAGUAAAGCAGUCAGGUGUAAUAUCAGACCAACCUUUAGAUUGCUUAUGUCUAGACUACAUUAAUAACUGGUUUACUGUAAUCAAUUGUAAGAUUUUUCUGUUUCAAUGGCCAGUUUAUUUAACAUAUACAUGUAAGGGAGUAAUGAUAAAAUAUUAGUGAUUUUAUAUAAAAAACUUUAAACAGUUGUGUAAAGUCACAACCUAUUCUUACCUGAAUUUACCUAAAGCAAGACUGUUUUCAUCUCAGCGUGCACUGAAGUCUCCACAGUGGCAAAAUACAUACAGCAUUGACAAAAAGUUAUGGAAUAGGAAUAUGAUAAAAUACAUUUAUUAAAUUUAUUCAGCAGCAUUAUUUUCCAGUAGUCUUUUCUAAUGAAAGUACAUUACAAAAUAAUUAGAAGCAUUCUAAUUAGAGAUAGUAUACGUUUUGAGAACUUAGACAUAAAACAAUCAAAUAGUAGAAGUCUCAAUGAUUUUAAUUUAGGAAUUUUUAAAUUAUAUGAGUAACUAGUUAGAAAUGCUAUAUGUUCCUGUAGUGGUACUCAAAGUUUCCUCAAACUGUUCACACUAUGGAAACUACCUUGGCUAAUUAAUAGAAAAACUGGUAAGACAUACAGUAUAUGCUGAUAGAAGGUUAUGAAAAUAAGCAGAUUAACUACAAAGACUGCAUUAGUAGAAAUUGUUUCCCUUUCUAUUAAUGUCCACCUCUGGAAAUAAAUAGUCAAUAAAAUUAAAUUUUCACAUUAAAAAACCUGAAUAAUUUCUUAAAUGAAGCAGUAUCUUUUGUAUUUUACUGUUUAGAAAUAAGCUUUUACAGAAAUCUAGCUACUUCAUUUAAUAGUACAAAUAACUUCCAGAGACUCCAGCUAAGAACAGAGCUAUUCCACUGAUGUACAGGAGAGAAUCUCAUUAAAUUAAGCACUCGUGACACUAAAAUCUAAAUAUAUCAGAUCUUUUAAAGAACACUAUUAAUUGAGUGGUUUUAAUUGGAUCCUAGUGGAAAAGUAUGUCUAAUGGACUGUUUUAUCCCAGGCAGUUAAAACAUAAGAACAACAUUCUGCACAGAUAGCUAUUCAGCAUAAUGAUGCUGCAUUGACUUUUGCUUAACACAAGAUAAACAAAGAGACUCAUUUCUACAUCCAGCAGAUGAUAAAAAAUGGUGGUAAGGAUGCCCAGAGCACCAGUAGAAGUUUUAAAAGGUACUGUUAUAAAUAUACAUGCAAAAGAUCCUGUAAAUCAGUAACUCACCUAUACUCACCUUGUUGGUAUUUUUAGCUUAAGCCCUUACUUAAUGAAUUUACCCCAUCUUUAUGCAACCAAUUCCAUACAGAUUUCUACUAGCAAAAAAACAA
Messenger RNA from Lagopus muta (rock ptarmigan), 4205 nucleotides. RefSeq names its product retinol dehydrogenase 7-like. The record is from RefSeq and is a predicted model, not a curated record. The coding region runs from base 1 to 1020 and encodes 339 amino acids. The transcript is spliced from 5 exons. NCBI's taxonomy places the organism in Eukaryota, Metazoa, Chordata, Aves, Galliformes, Phasianidae.